This is a messenger RNA of Periconia digitata, 2760 nucleotides long. The record is from the annotation of a GenBank genome assembly. Lineage: Eukaryota; Fungi; Ascomycota; Dothideomycetes; Pleosporales; Periconiaceae.
UUUUCUUUACUUCAGCUAGCAUCACCACAGCUACAGACGAUGGCAUCAAGUCCCAACCUUCAGAAUAUUCCAUCGUUCCUUUCUAAUAAGAGAAUUGCUUCACCUCUCAGUAGCCUGUCAAAGCGAAAUCCGACCCUCAAAAGAUGUGUCAGCGUCUCUUGCGUUGCUAAGCCAAGUUUCUAUGCUUGAUUGAUUAUUCUACUAGUACUAGUACUACAGACGAAGGCCUACCUGUUUUCCCCCCCCCCCCCCCAAAAAAAAUUACCUGCUUUUAUAUUUGGUAUCAGCACUGGCGUUUGUCUGUUGGAUUGUAAAGUAUUAUCUCCACCUAAAGCAAGCGUGUUUGCGUCUAGUUGGUGGCAACAGGUCUGUGCCUUCGCGACUAUGUUGUUGGGGAAGUACUCCUAGUUGAAAGCUACCGACAAAAACGAUUCGCCACACCUCAAUGACACCAUCACCAUGUGGAGCCGCCAUCAAUUUCAUGCGAUUCCUUUGCAUCGGAAUUUGUCAAUCCGCUGCCCAACAUUCAACGGAAAGCCAAAACAGCGUCUCUUUUACAUUACAGGCCGUGGAUAUAAAACGGUAGCAAAUGCUUCCGCGAAGCGGCGAAAGGAGUUCGUCCCAUCGGCAGGACAGCAAGCUAUAGUUCACACCUGUCGCACUCAUAAUGUUAUUGUCUCGGCUCGCCCAGGUACGGGAAAAACAGCUACAGCUGAAGCCAUCGUUGCCGCUUAUCCAAACGAACGUCACACCAUCCUGCUUUACAACAAAGGUCUGCAAAUUGACACCGCCGCUCGCCUAGACAAGUAUUCUAAUGCCAGGUCUUCCACAUUUCAUGGAAUGGCUGGUCAACUUUUCGACACCGUCGUGCCUAAUGAUGCUGUUCUCCGAGCCCUUAGAGAAAAAGGUGAUGUUCCAGUCUGGAAUGGCAAGCCAUAUCAGAGAGUAAUCCUGGACGAGCUACAAGAUUGCACAGAUGACAUAUUCUGGCUCAUAUGCUCAUUCAUAUCAGCUAUUACGAAUGCCGCGCACGAAAAGGCUCCCCGGAUCGUUGUUCUUGGGGACGAGCGGCAGGCUAUAUAUGGAUUCAGAGGUGCUGAUCCAAGGUAUUUGAGCCUUGCUCCCUCUAUCAUGACCACACUUUCUCCUCACACAUGGGCCCAUCAUACACUAAGCGAGAGCUUCCGGAUGACUUAUGAGAACUCAGCUUUUGUGAAUAAUGUAUUCCUCGGGGGUGAGAAAUACAUUGUCGGUUCGCGCAGAGGGCCCAGGCCAAUUUAUCUACACGCAAAGGUCUUCGAAUCCGAGAGCAUCGCCAUCUAUCUUCUUCCAUUCAUUCAAAAGUAUGGUGCUGAAGAGACGGCUUUUCUGGCGCCUUCGGUGCGUCAUAAUCCGCCGUUGCAACAAUUGAUCAACCACCUUUCUGAACGACAUGGGAUACUUGUGGCAGAGCCACAAUCGGACGACUCACCGCUAGACGAUGAUGUCUUGAGAGGCAAAGUAUGUGUGAGCUCGUAUCAUCAAUUCAAGGGAAAAGAGCGCAAGCUUGUUAUCGUUGACGGUAUCGAUGACAAGUAUUUCGAGACCCAGGCUCGAGAUCUUCCCGGUACCCUCUGUCCAAAUACAACCUUUGUUGCCCUCACUCGCGCGCGCGAGCAAUUGAUUGUAUUACAAUCAAACAAAAAUAAGCCUAUGCCGUUUCUCGACAUGGUAGAACUUGAAAACACUGCGAAUAUUGUGGAGCUCGGAGACCUUGGAGGACUAUCCAUGCCUGCAAAGCCAGGCCGUUCACCUGAUCCCAAUCUAAUACUGCCAACAUCUGUAGCUGUAUCAGAUUUAUCCCGUCACAUUCCCAGCGAGAUCCUGGAUAAAAUAUGCACGAAACAUCUUCGGAUCGACCGCAUCGCAGAACCGCUCCCAGAGUCACAGCACAUCAAGGCUCCAACUAUCGUCCUUACUAACCCUGAUCCUCAGAAGAGACAUUACGAGGAUGUCAGUGAUAUCAACGGACUUGCUGCGGUAGCGCACUAUGAAGUUACCUCAUUUGGCAGUCUAUCGACCUUGCAGAUGUGCCCGGCGCCAUUCACGAAACUUUCCAAUAAGAUUACUCGAGCUGUGUGGCUCUGCCGCGAGGCAUGUAAAUACGCAGCUAAGGCUUCAGGGUACAAGCCGCGACUGAUCCAGAUGAAAGACCAUGAUCUUAAAUGGUUUGCAUCGGGUCUUGCCAAAGCCACACGGCGUCUAAAGACGCAACUUCCAGAAGAUGCUAAGCUAGACUUUGAAGUCUCGUUGGAAAAAAAGGACUUUAGCAUGGAUAAUAUAUCUAGAGAUCAGCCACGCAAGACAAAGUUACAUGGACGGGCAGACAUUAUUCAAUACUAUAACCCAUCUACAAACAAGUCGAAAAGGAGACAUGCGAAACGAGUCAUAGAACACAUAAAUUCCAACAGCAUAUCGAUUUGGGAAAUCAAAUACGUCGCACAACUCUCCCUCGAACACGUCAUUCAAGUCUGCAGCUACGCUUAUAUCUGGUGCACACAGCACCAACGACAGUCUCCCCCGAAAAUCCUCCUCUUCAAUGUGCGUGAUGGCGAAAAAUGGGAGAUUGUGCCGCGAGGAGGUGUAGAUAGUCUUAGGAAAGUAGUAGAGGAAGCUUUGACUGCAAAGUAUUCUACUGCGAAGACGCUGACCACAGAAGAGUUCUUAAAGAAGUGUGCGGAGACGGCGGCGGAGGUUGAGAAGAACUGUGGUAAGAGCUGA